Molecule: messenger RNA, 354 nt
Organism: Cordyceps fumosorosea ARSEF 2679
Lineage: Eukaryota; Fungi; Ascomycota; Sordariomycetes; Hypocreales; Cordycipitaceae
Exons: 1
Coding region: 1-354 (117 amino acids)
Source: RefSeq, a predicted model, not a curated record
AUGGAACAGCCCUCCAUGGAGCAGAGGGACACCUCUAACAAGUGUACCGACAUGGGCUAUCUGCGGCCUGUCCAGCAACACUUGGACAAGGAAGAAAACGAAAAGAAGGAGCAAAUAUUGGAAGAGGUGCCGGAUUGGGCGGCUGCUGUCGCACCCCCGAAGAAACCGAUCCCCAUGCCACAGAAUGGUUCGUGGGUGAAGGGGUUCGAGGAUGAAGGGGUUCGAGGACGAAGGGGUUCGAGGAUGAAGGGGUUCGAGGAUGAAGGGGCCGAUGAAUACUUCCGGAAAUUGAACAUCUUGGUAAUGACCCGCGCAGUAAAUUCAACAAUUCCUACUUCGUCCCGAGAUUGGUGA